Orbilia oligospora ATCC 24927 is the source of this 1641-nucleotide messenger RNA. RefSeq lists its product as uncharacterized. Lineage: Eukaryota; Fungi; Ascomycota; Orbiliomycetes; Orbiliales; Orbiliaceae. The transcript has a single exon. The record is from RefSeq and is a predicted model, not a curated record. The coding region runs from base 1 to 1641 and encodes 546 amino acids. Gene Ontology annotation, molecular function: protein binding.
AUGCUAACAAAUGUCUUUCGCAGACUGCAUUUAUCUGAAUCCGAGGCAACAGUUAAUCUGCCUUCGGGCGGCGUCAUCGAGGGAGGCUUAAAGGCUUCGACCAAGGACUCUAGCUCUAGCUCUGCGGCCUUUCUCAACCUCCCUAUCGACGUCCUCGUCUUAUUCUUGAACUAUCUCCGUACGCGAGAUCUAAUCGCAUUAUCUCUGACCACCAAGAAACUCCGUUGGGUUCGUCCCGCCAUUGAUUCGCUUGCAGACGACGACCUUCCGGACACCCUGAAUAUUAGAAUACCUCUUAGGGUUAAAUCACUACUUCAAAAUCAAAAGAAGGCUGAGGCUCGUUGUUCUCACCGGAUCCACCAGCGAUUUCUUCCACCCUCUAAGGUUUCCCAUGACAAGUGCCCUUAUUGUGCACAUCCACUAUGCCCUCCGUCCUGUCCAACCGCCCUCUUUCUUGAUACCUUAAGUGGUGUAUUUUACCCCGCGCAGUUCUACCACACAAACAAAGCGGUCUUCAAGUACUCCACCAACAUUAUCCAAAAGUUGUUAUUUAACUCUCACGUACCGACUCGAACUGUUGGUGAGAACGAGACACAGAAAGUUGUCUACUCAACGAUAUGGUGUGAACAUCACCGAUGCCCGAGGAACUUAUUCUCAUCUUCAGGACCAAGUUUUUUGAAUUCACCACUUAGCGCUGGAGCUCAUAAAUUCUUAACAGAAUAUACUCAGACAGCUUCUGAACUUCAAUGGAGAACAGUGUGCAGUUCCAAGGAUCUAGGACAUUGGGUACAUGAUCGAUGGCGUGUGGGAUAUCGGCCAUCGAACCAAAAUCCAUUAGAAAAUCCGGGCUCAGCAACAUCCAAUACGGUAUCCCCAAAGCCAGUCCACGAGGCAUACACAUACAGUCUAUUGUGCCUUCAUUGUCUCCGCUCCGCCUCUUGUCAAAUGAUUGGAUCUUUACCGACACCAUACGAAUACUCCUGCUUCUGCGAAUACAUAGGUAAUCGUAAAGGCUGCGUUCGAUGCGGAGUUACCACAGUCAGACUUACAAGAAUUGAAGUUUUCGACCUUCCGAAUGACCAAACCUUAGCAAAUACAUGGACGACCCGUAAAUAUGUCUUACCGCGAGAGGGGUUCUGGUUAUAUGUUGCUACAGACUAUAGAGUUGGCCCAUCUUCCAAUCCAAACGCCCCUGAACCUCGAAGACUAUACCCAGUGGACCUACAAAGGAAUAAUCAACUUCUUUCGAUAGUUCGUGGGUUUGAAAUUAUACCUCUGCCACCUCAGCCUAAAAUUAGACUGCAAGAUCUGCCGUACUCAAUUCUUCAGAAAAUAGUUUUAAUUCUUAAUCCUAUGGAUCCUCUAAGGUAUAUAAGGUUUGAAGAGUCGGAAUAUUUUUGCUUUUCUGCAAGUUACUGCUUCAUAAAGGCUGCGCACGGGAGGAUGGCGCCGCUGAGGUCAUUGGAUUACUUGAAGGAACCGUGGUAUCUGAUGUGCUCUGGGAGGCAAGGAGGGUUUAAUUCGACUGAGGUUUUCUGGAAGGGUCAGAUGGACGCCAAAGUACGGGAAGAACAGUGGAAAGCGGCAAGGAUAGCAUGGUCAAUGGGAACAGGCUUAAGAGAUUUGUUGGCCCAGAAGUGA